Molecule: messenger RNA, 2485 nt
Organism: Mugil cephalus (flathead mullet)
Lineage: Eukaryota; Metazoa; Chordata; Actinopteri; Mugiliformes; Mugilidae
Gene: lman2la
Product: lectin, mannose-binding 2-like a
Exons: 9
Coding region: 45-1142 (365 amino acids)
Biological process (GO): Golgi organization; endoplasmic reticulum to Golgi vesicle-mediated transport; endoplasmic reticulum organization
Cellular component (GO): COPII-coated ER to Golgi transport vesicle; Golgi membrane; endoplasmic reticulum membrane
Molecular function (GO): D-mannose binding
Source: RefSeq, a predicted model, not a curated record
UAGGAAGAUAGGGGGCGGUUCGGUGGGAGGAGUCUGGACCCACCAUGGCCGCCGCCAGCAGGAGCAAACAUCAUAGCGGUUCCAAAUCACCAGUCAGCUUAAUUUACAGAAGGAAAACAAUGCCUUUGAAAAUAUUUUGGUGUGUUGUCUCUCUUCUUUUCGCUGUAAACCGAUGUUUUGCCGAAGAUGACCACGAAAUGGAAGAGUUUCUGAAGCGGGAGUUUUCCCUUUCCAAGCCUUACCAAGGUGUGGGCUCUUUAGGUUCCUCCCACUGGGAGCUGAUGGGGGAUGCCAUGGUAACCACCGAGCAGGUGCGCCUCACACCUGACAUGCAGAGCAGGCAGGGGGCAGUGUGGAGCCGCAUCCCUUGUCAUCUUAAGGACUGGGAGAUGCAGGUGCACUUUAAGAUUCAUGGACAAGGAAAGAAGAACCUGAAUGGAGACGGGCUGGCCAUUUGGUACACGAAGGAACGCAUGCAGAAAGGUCCUGUAUUUGGGAAUAUGGACAACUUCACUGGUCUGGGUGUGUUUGUGGACACUUAUCCUAAUGAGGAGAAACACAUAGAGGCGCAGAAGAAAAGAUACACUCCCCGCACACAGAGGAUCUUCCCCUUCGUUCUGGCCAUGGUGGGGAACGGCACCGUCAGCUACGACCACGAGCGGGACGGCCGGCCCACGGAGCUGGGCGGCUGCAACGCCAUGGUGCGCAACCUCAAGCACGACACCUUCCUCUUCAUCCGAUACAUCCGCCGCAGGCUCACGGUGAUGAUUGACAUCGACGGGCAGCACGAGUGGAGGGACUGCCUGGACUUACCUGGGGUGCGGCUGCCAAAGGGCUAUUAUUUCGGAGCUUCGGCAGUCACUGGAGAUCUCUCAGAUAACCAUGACAUCAUUUCUCUGAAACUCUACCAACUGACCGUUUUAUGGAGUCAAAAGGAAGAAGGAGAGGAGGAAGAUGAAAUAACUAUUCCCAGUGUGGACAACAUGGAGCUACUCAGAUUGGGUCAGAUUGAAGAAGGGAUGAGCGGCGUAGCUAUUUUCUUCACCGUGCUCUUCUCCCUGCUGGGCUGCAUCUUCCUCGUCAUCAUCGGCCUGGUGGUCUACAGCCACUGGAACGAGAGCCGGCGCAAGCGCUUCUACUGAGGAAGGAGCCGGAAAAAGGAGCGUUCGCAGACAACUACUGAGGUCCACGGACCCCGACUGCACUGAGACGAAAGUGAGGCGCUGCCGUGGGCGGGUGGAGCGGGUGUGGCUCGUUUUACCCCGAGGACAACGCUGGUUUGACACUAGACGGAGAUGAUGUGUGCCCUGCUACGAAAAAGCCAUCGUCCAGCCUGACAUUAGUAGUCGCGAAGAAGUAGGAGGACUUGAUUUUACACUUUGUACUCGACCCCCCUUUUCCCCACACACACACCAGCUCGGCCUUACCGCCUCCACCUCUGCACCUGUCGACACAGCGGACGUGCGGUAUCUUACACUACUUAUUACAAGCAGCUAUAUUUAUUUAUUUCGUUAACAUUUUCUGCAUUUCAAACCAACUAUUAGUUCCCCGCUGUUGAUUUUAUUGCUUGAGAGAUAUAAAUAUAUUAAGUAUCAGGUGUGUUCCUGCUCCAGAAUCAUUAACCACCUUCGAUACAAAGUGCUAAUUGAGUAUAAGUAUAAAAAACUCUAAUUUUACCACUAAUUAAAAGCUGCCUCACUCAUUCAUCUUUGCAUUAUAAAAAAGUCUACUAUAUAACGUACUGUAUUUCUUGCAUGACAUUUGCUGGGGUUCUACUUUUCUGAGCCUACUCCUCUUUUUUUUUUUAUUUCCCUCAUGUGCCCUUUUUAUGUGUUUAUAUGAAAGUGUGACCUAUUCCAGCACUGGUGAAUGUGCUGAUUCGUGUCAAAUAGGCUCACAAAAUGUCUAUCUAACUAUAUUUGAUGGCUAUUUCUUAUCUCGAAUUCACAUUUUACAAAUCGUCUUGAUCAGUCCAAAGCAAAUUCCUACUUAAUGUAUUUCUAAUAGGUACAUGCAUGUCAAAACUGUAGCUUUGAACUGAGGCGAGAGCUCAGAGUGACUGACUUCUUUAAACAUGGAUUCAGAUUUUCUCCGUCGCCGACGUUUUCCCUUCUUUGAACGCUAAUUUGACCUUUUGUGUUUGUUUUGUUAUAUAUAAAAACACGGCCUGUGUUGUUCUGUCCAAUGCGUCAUACGUGUUCCUGCAGUGAGCUGAUCAGACAUGCUGGUUUGGCUCCAGGCUGCCUCUCUUACCGACGGAGGCGUUCGCCAGCUGUUGCUGACUCGCCUCCGGUCUUCUCCCGUAUAUGUUCUGGCAGCGGUUAUUGUGCAAUUUGCGCGAGGACCUCCUCGUUUUCCCACCUUGACAACCACACUACCUUAUUUACAGUUUGUUGUUGCCUUUGAUUUGUUGCUUUGUAUGACAACUCUGUGCCUCAUGUAUCCAUUCAGUGAACCACGAAUUACAAUUUAUACAUUGAACAAU